Hippopotamus amphibius kiboko is the source of this 6022-nucleotide messenger RNA. RefSeq names its product collagen and calcium binding EGF domains 1 (gene CCBE1). Bases 771 to 1994 code for a protein of 407 amino acids. NCBI's taxonomy places the organism in Eukaryota, Metazoa, Chordata, Mammalia, Artiodactyla, Hippopotamidae. The transcript has 11 exons. The record is from RefSeq and is a predicted model, not a curated record. Gene Ontology annotation, molecular function: calcium ion binding.
ACAGCAUUAAAGCAGCUCAGGGCGAGAGGAUUUCACCGCCCCCGCCCAGAAAGGGCCGAGGAGCGCUCCUUGCUUGUUCGACCGGAGGACUAAGGGGCUUUAAGGGAGACAGACCACGCUCUCGAAAUGGUGCUGUUUCAGGUUUGAGACGGCAGUUGGGGAGAGCCGCCGGAGCUUUCCCCCUCCUCCUUCCUCUCUCAUUCUACUAAGGAGAGCGGGGUAGCGGGAAAGGACCGUGUAGGCGCUCGAGGGGGAAAGCCCAACAUCGGCCUGGCCGCGGUCCUUGGAAAUCCACUGACAACAGGAAGGAGGCUUAUUAACCCCACUGCUCCCCCUCCCUUUUCCCGGGGUGAGAACGGCUCCUCCUCCUCCUCGCGGUCGUGCGACCCCGGGGUAAGAUGCAAGCGGCCGCCGGCUCUCCGCACCCCGCGCGCGGCUCCCAGCGGAGGAAGAGGCAGGCGGGGAGGGCGCCGCCCCAAGCCGAGCGGGCCGAGUGCGUCUGUCCGGAGUGAACCUCCCGAGCGAGACGGCCGGGCACCGACAGGCGCCCCGUUUCCCCGCCUCGCUGCCGGGCUGGCACUGGGCACCCCGGCCUCUAGCCCGAUCCCCCAGCCCCCCGGAGCCCAGGGCCGCUGCGCGCAGGUGGCGCAAAAGCCCCCGCCCUCGGGCGCCCCCCGCCGGGGAGAGGGGAGGCGGCGGCAGGCGCCGCGGAGCCGGGCGCAGGGCGGGGAGAGGGCUGCGGCGCCGGGAAGAAGCCGGGAGCGUCCCUCAUGGUGCCGCCGCCUCCGAGCCGGGGAGGAGCGGCGAGGGGGCAGCUGGGCAAGAGCUUGGGUCCGCUGCUGCUGCUCCUGGCGCUGGGACACACGUGGAGCUACCGAGAGGAGCCCGAGGACGGCGACAGAGAAAUCUGCUCGGAAAAUAAAAUCGCCACGACCAAAUACCCGUGUCUGAAGCCUUCGGGCGAGCUCACCACGUGCUUCAGGAAGAAGUGCUGCAAAGGAUAUAAAUUUGUCCUCGGACAAUGCAUCCCAGAAGAUUAUGAUGUGUGUGCUGAGGCUCCCUGUGAACAGCAGUGCACAGAUAACUUCGGCCGAGUGCUGUGUACAUGUUACCCAGGAUACCGAUAUGACCGGGAGAGGCACCGGAGGCGGGAGAAGCCGUACUGCCUGGAUAUCGACGAGUGUGCCACCAGCAACGAGACGCUGUGUGCGCACAUCUGCGUCAACACCCUGGGCAGCUACCGCUGUGCGUGCCGGGAGGGCUACAUCCAGGAGGACGACGGGAGGACGUGCACCAAGGGGGACAAGUACCCCAGCGACACUGGGCACGACGAGAAGGCAGAGAAUGUGGUGAGAGCUGCCACCUGCUGCGCCACGUGCAAGGAGUUUCACCAGAUGAAGCAGACGGUGCUGCAGCUGAAACAGAAGAUUGCCCUGCUUCCCAACAGCGCUGCCGACCUGGACAAGUACGUCACUGGUGACAAGGUGCUGGCCUCAAACGCCUACGUUCCAGGACCUCCUGGCCUGCCUGGGGGCCAGGGCCCUCCCGGCUCACCAGGACCAAAGGGGAGCCCAGGCUUCCCAGGUAUUCCAGGCCCCCCAGGGCAGCCUGGCCCGCGGGGCUCGAUGGGACCCAUGGGACCAUCUCCUGAUCUGUCCCACAUUAAGCAAGGCCGGAGGGGCCCUGUGGGUCCACCAGGUGCCCCAGGAAGAGAUGGUUCUAAGGGAGAAAGAGGAGCACCUGGCCCCAGAGGGUCUCCAGGACCCCCUGGUUCUUUCGACUUCCUGCUGCUCAUGCUGGCAGACAUCCGCAACGACAUCACCGAGCUGCAGGAAAAGGUGUUCGGGCACCGGACUCACUCUUCAGCAGAGGAGUUCCCGUUACCUCAGGAAUUUUCCACCUCUCCAGACACCAUGGACUUCAGCUCUGGAGAUGACUACCCAAGAAGAAUUGAGACAAGAGACUUGGGAGGCCACAGAGUCUUCCAUCCUUAGCACCCCCCAACAUCUUCAUGCCAAAGAAAGAGAAGAGUGUUUUCACCUGCAGUGAAAUCAUCCAAAGAACAAAACAAAGCAAAACACCACUGGAGACCUAGAAAAGAUACGUUCUUUUUUUUCUUUUAAAAAAAACAAAACAAAACAAAAAACAAACAGAAGACAAAAACCUCUUUUCCUUUCUUCUCCCUACUUCUCUUCUCCCAAACACUGUUUUCAGAAUCCCCUGCUAGCCAUACUGAAGACACGAGGGAGGAAAUGAUUGAUUUACCUGCUUCCCCUGGAGAAUCUGUGGUGGAACUUUUCUUUGACCUCCUUAUUUUCCAGGGCCUCCUGAUUUCUGAAUUGGGUAUUCUUACAGUGUCUUAAAAUUUGGCAGACUAUCAGAAAGGGGAAAUGGCAAGGUGAGUUCUAAGAAAAUGUGAAUUUACUUGUUAAAAAUAAUAGAUAUGUGUCCAAAAUAGACUCUUACUCCUCAGGAUCAAAAUUAAAUCAAAUUAAAUUCAGUAAAUCAAAUUAACUCAAAAAUUACAUCAAAAUUUUCAGUGAAAAGGGGAAGACAACAAUGUAUAUUUACCUUGGUGGAUGAUUCCUUUUCCUUGUCAGUCUAACAGGUUUAAAAUAUUCUCUCCUCUUACCCAGCCUCAUUUCCCAAUUUUGAUUAAAGAAAGGAGAGAAGGAGUGGAGAUUAGAAAAGAUGGAGGAAAAUUACAGUCCCAUGUUGACUGUUCUAUAAGUUGCCACAUAUUAACACGCAGAUGUGACUAUUAAGGGUUCAUGCCAUGCUUAUCUAUAACUAUCCUAUUCGAAGAAGAAAAUUACUCUAACUGUAGGAAUAAAUCCUGUUUUCAAGACAAAAAGUUAGUGAAUGCAGUGCCCUGGUUCUCAUUAGAACAAUGGGUGCCUGGUUGCCAGGACGUGUUAGAGCUAUUUAAUCAAAUGAGCGGGCUUGCUUAGUAAACCACAGAUUACUUGUUAAAUCAAGGUAACUGGCCCUUAGGGAGAGGUACCAAACUCCCUGGCUGUGACUGGUGCCCGCCAGGUGCCAUUAGGCUGUGAUCCAAGUUGAAUCGAUGUACAGUGGAGCUCAGGGCUGGAAGGAGGCUGCCGGCUUGGGUUGUUGGCAGUGGGGCAGGAGAACCUUGGGCAGAGGCCCUGCUGCAUCCCAGCAGCUGGUAAAUUUGCUGUCCAUGGGAAUUAGAAGUCCUUGUCAGGGGCCAACCAAGCUUGCCAGCAUAUUGAGACUAACACAAAAUUGAAAGAUGUCUUGCACAGGGAGGGAAAAAACAACAGUUUUCCUCAUUGGCCAGAAAUUUCCUUCCCACCCUUCCCAUCUUUCCUUAAUUUUCCAUAAUUUAGUUCAAGUUCCAGUUCUUGGAGGUCUUCUUGAUUUCCCUUCUCGGCAAACACAGGAAGCACUUGGAAAAGUAUAUUCCCAAACCUCCUGGAGUCAGUGCUGGCUCUUACACCUCUGGGUCCCAGUAGGACUCACAUUCUGGAAAAGGCUCUCUCUGGAACCACAGGAGCAAGAGUGCUCAAGGAACUGGCAGGAACGUCUGCCCCUUCAUAAUAUUGUUGGGGAACCUCUUGGUUUUCACGGGCAGCUUACAGGCUCCUUUAAGUCCACUUUGUUGUUUGAUACCCAGAAUGACGUUUCAUCGACCUGUUUAGAACUUUGCCCUUAUAUUGAGUUUCACAAGGAACCACUGUUGCAACUUCUCUUUGCUCAUGUCCCAUUGCCCACUCUGCAAUGUCCCCAUGAAUUUCUGGGCGGUUUGUGUUUCAUUUUCUUUUUCCUACAUCAUUUCACUCUCCUGGGAAAGCUUGUUUAAAGAGAACCACAGUGGGUGUGUAUAUGCCGCUUCCCAGUCUUUCUUCAGAACGAUAGGAAGGCUUGUGUUUGCAAAUAUCAAGUGACACCAGCCUUCCUUCUCUCAUCAUCAUCCUGUUAGGAACAUAGGGCUCCAGUCAGCCGGCCAGUGGCGGAGUUUUUCACCAACACUUGACUCCGCUAUUUCUUACUCGCACAAAAUCCGCAGAGACUGUCCACCCAAAUGUUGCAGCCGAAAGCAAACACAUCCUCAGUGCUCCUUUUCUAGGAUCUUUCCUGCCCCCUUCAGUCUCUCCGGAAUCUAAUCUUCACAGCCGAAGCCCUCGCCAGCCACGGGUUCACAGAGAUGAACUGAGCAGAUGUUGAUUCCCAUCUGGAAUAUAUUUAAUGUUUGCUUGCUUGUGGAAUGCAGUAUUUAAAGUGUAUGGAUGGAUGAAUGCUAAAAAAAAAAUCCUGCACAGGCUCUAUGAGAAAUGAUGAGGUUCAUCUUUGAUUUUUUUUAAUGAGGAAUUUUAUUGCCUUUUUAACAGGGAACUGUAUGUAGAAAUAUAAUUUUCUUCUCUAUUCUUGAGCACUCAUAAAAUACAACUAAACUGCAUGUUUAGCCAGAGGCUAGGAUAAUAUAGUAACAGAAUGAAUGGAAGGUGGUAAUAUCUGGGAUUUGUGAGACGAUUCUGGGUAAUAUUUUCUAGCAAAACACACAAUAACCUGUAUUUUAUCUCAAUCUGCUGGAUCAGGUCAACUUAUAAAAUAAUUCUCUAUCCUCAGAUUUUCAAAACUUGGACUACUACCAUAGGACUAAAUAUGUAUUCUGUAUGCCCAAAUUAUAUUUUUCAAAGAUAAGACAUCAUAAGUCACUGUUAUUCCUAACAUAUCUUUUAGGUAUGGAAGGAAAACCAAAGCUUCACUGUCUAAACAGCACUUCUGCUUAGAACCUAAUAGAAAAAGCUUUUGAGGGGAAGGGUGCCUAAAAUUUGCUAGUUGUGGUAACCCACUUCAUGUGUCAUGAGGAAGGAAGGUCUUUGUACACUCCUCGAUUCUGUCCCAGAAAUGUUGACGUCAAUUUUUUGCACCCUGAUAACUAGACCUUAAAAUAGGGCUUCAUAGAUUGCUUCUGUUUCGGAAAGCAAUGGACAUAAAGCUCUCCUGUUCAAAAUAGUGCAAGGAGGGGAUACAUUUUAGUUUAAGAAACUCCUCCUCCCUUUCCAAUUCCGGAGGGAGAAAUUAUAAGCUUCAUGAUGCCAAAGCCUAUGGGAAUACAAAGGGAAUGCUGUCUUGUCUCUCCUUCUGUACUAAUUCUAAUACCUGCCACAGGAUGCAUUGGCCAACUAAAGUCAUUUCUCCCGUAUAAACUCAGACAGAUGUGUUCAUAGCCAAACAGGUAAAUAACAAAUGCACAUUGGCAUGCAGGGGGUGGGGGGGGUGUUAAGUACCAGGUGAAGGGCCCCCUGGUUCCCGCCAUGCUCCCUUUCCAGGGUUCAUGCUACUGUUGGCCUCGUGAGGCCUGUUUCCAGCCAUGCAGGGGAGGAUGCUCUUCAUGACUAGGCGCCAGGCAUCUCCUUGGGUUGACAUAUGACAGCAAAUCCCUCUUCAUACUUUGUGUGUCCCUCCCCUCCCUCUCCUCCCCUCCAGCCUGUCCCAGAGCAGCUUCACUGUGUAACCUUAACAUCUUUCAGAUAACCUUUCCUGAAAAGGGAAUUUAUUUGCAGGAAUCCAGGCCAAACAACUAGUAGAGCAGAGCCAUCUCAAGUUAUUAAUAAUGAGUUCAGGGAAAUAGAUGACAUUUUUCCUGGCACAGUCAGCAUGUAUAUUUCACAACAAAUCAAAAAAUAAUUUUCCAUUUGAGAAAAAAAAAAAACAAACAUGACCGUAAUUGUUAAAACAUAAAAACCUUGGACUUCACAUGCUCCUGCAACAAAUAUUAUUGCUUUAGGGAUAACAUAGAAAAAAGACCCUUUUACACAUCCCCCAGGGACCUCAGUGCUCUUUAUAAGGUCCCCAAAGCAAGUACCCUGGGGAAUUCCAUGUAUGUCCUGAUGAUUUUUAUUUCCAGUGAACGGUCAUAUACUUCAGUAGCUAUGUUCAUUAUUUAUAACAGGUCCAUAUAGCAGUUGAGCUAGUAUUCAGUUAUGGAUGUGAUACUAUGAAAUACUUUUGAUAAGAUUAUAUAUGCUUAAUAACAAAGUUAUUUUUCUUA